Molecule: messenger RNA, 1939 nt
Organism: Eupeodes corollae
Lineage: Eukaryota; Metazoa; Arthropoda; Insecta; Diptera; Syrphidae
Product: UDP-glycosyltransferase UGT5-like
Exons: 2
Coding region: 141-1703 (520 amino acids)
Molecular function (GO): UDP-glycosyltransferase activity
Source: RefSeq, a predicted model, not a curated record
AAAGAAAUAGUUGUUUGCUGCAUUUGUUAUCGUUCAGUUCGUAGUAAAAUUUAUUAAUUUUAAUAACAUUAAGAACAAUUGUGAUUUCGAAUUUGUGCCGUUCUGGAGAGUGUAAAAAAAUAGAAACAAGUCAAACAAUAAUGACUUUUAUUAAAAUAUUGACAAGUAUUUUACUACUUGCAACAAUUAUUGGAUGUGGAAAUGCGUACAACAUUCUUGGAGUUUUCCCAACUAUGGCCCGAUCGCACUUCUUUGUCGGAAGUGCUCUAAUGAAGGGGCUUGCCGAAAAGGGUCAUGAUGUGACAGUUGUUUCACCGUUUCCAGCUAAAAAACCAAUAAAGAACUAUCAUGAUGUUGUAACACCAAAUAUUCUGGAAUUAUGGAAAGCUCGUGCAGACAAUAUUAUAAAUUUACGGGACCAAAGCAUCAUUCAGGGUUUCUUAGGAAUUUUUGAUAUGGGAAUUUUAAUCACCAAUAGUACAUUAGGAGAGUCUUCACUAAAACAGCUAAUGGCUUCGGGAAAAAAGUUUGACGUUGUAGUGUGUGAGGUUUUUGUCAGCGAAGCACUUUUUGGUCUUGCUGAGCAUUUCAAUGCACCACUCAUUGGUUUGAGUACUUUUGGUGCCACCCAGUGGAACACUGACUUGGUGGGAUCACCAUCACCGCCAUCAUAUGUGCCCAAUCCAUUCCUGCCACUUACUCAUCGAAUGUCACUUUUAGGCCGGAUUUCCAAUUUAGCAGUAAAUACUAUUGAAACAGUAUUCUUCCAUACGUUAUACAUGCCAAGACAACGUGAACUUUUCAAUCGAUACUUCCCAAAAUCAAAAAUGGGAUUAGACCAAAUUCGCAAGAACACUGCUUUGGUUUUACUGAACGCCCACGUUUCGCUUGGGUUUCCACGACCAUACAUGCCAAAUAUGAUCGAAGUCGGAGGCAUGCACAUAGAUCGAAAGCAAAAGCCUUUACCAGCUGAAAUGAAGAAGUUCUUAGAUUCAGCUAAGGAUGGUGCCAUUUACUUCUCAAUGGGUUCGAAUCUGAAAAGUGCCUUGCUACCAGCUGAAAAACGUGAUGCUAUCCUUAAAACGUUUAAGUCGCUCAAACAAAAAGUUAUGUGGAAGUUCGAGGAUCAAAACUUACCCGGAAAGAGUGACAAUGUAUUUAUUAGCGAUUGGUUCCCUCAGCAAGAUAUCUUGGCUCAUCCUAAUGUCAAAUUAUUCAUCACUCAUGGGGGACUGCUAAGUACGACUGAGUCGAUUUUCCUUAGCAAGCCCUUCAUUGGAGUUCCUAUGUUCGGAGAUCAAUACUUAAAUAUGGCCCGUGCUGAAACUGGUGGCUAUGGUAUUAUGGUUGACUAUAAUGAUCUCACUCAGGAAACAUUCACUGCUGCAAUUAAUAAAAUGCUAAAUGACAAAUCAUACGAACAACGUGCUAAGGACAUCUCUGAAAAAUAUCGUGACCAACCAUUGGAACCUUUGGCUUUGGCUACAUACUGGGUGGAAUAUGUGGCUAGACAUAAAGGAGCGCCACAUCUGCGUUCGGCAGGACAAGAUCUUAACUUUAUUCAAUAUCACAAUCUUGAUGCUAUCGUUAUUUUGUUCGGUGGACUUACGUUAGUUUUAGUUGCAUUAUUGACGAUAUUAUUUAAGCUUAUAGCUUUGUUCCUUGCUCCUAGAAAGAAAACAGUGAAAAGGAAGAGGAAUUAAAUGAGAUAACUGUGUGCGUAUACAUGUCAAUUUCAUACCUAGUAUUAUUUAUUUUAAGUAACUUAGGAUUGCCUAUAAAUAAAAACAAAAACAUGGAAAUAUAUUCUUUUUUUAUUUAAAGUGCAAGUGAAUUAAUAUAAUAUAACUUACAAGGCUGCAUUCAAACUCGUGUUGGAUAGGCUACCUUGGAUAUGUAGAAAUUAUUGUUAAAUAAAAUGUUUAAAAGAUAAUUUUAA